AUGUUAAUACUACAAAGAUGGGAACCAACAACGGAUAAGUCUUUCCCCUCGCUAAAAUCAAUCUGGAUCCAAGUCCAAGGCAUACCUCUUUACCUGUGGUCGGAAGAAACCCUGAAAAGUAUUGUUGACGAUACCGGAAUCUAUGAAUCCUGCGAAAUUACUUCAUCCUCUGCAAAGAUGAGGGUGUUCAUUGAUGGGCUCCUACCUCUUAUCUCCUCUUUUAUGGUCGAGUUUGAGAAUGGAGAUGAAGUGGCGGCAAUCCUAGUGUAUGAUAGACUAGAGAAACACUGUACCAACUGCCUCCGCUUAGAUCAUGACCCUAAGGACUGCCCGCUCAUACCAACAGAUCCAUCUGAGAUUAUGCCAACAAAUCAGAACCAAACCUCUAAGUUAGCAGUUCAGACGAAGACAAUCAGUGCAAGUUCAGAUCUCCCAAGGAGAAGAGCAGAAAGAAGAGACAUUCCUAACCCUCCGAGAAGGCCUCUUCAGGGCUUUCAACUUCACCAAACCCCUUCCCACUCGAGAGAAAGGGAGUUUCGUGCCCCAACUCAUAGAGAAGCUUUUCCGAGGGGAAGUAACUGUCACACUGACCUUCGAAACUUUUAUGAAAACUCUAGAGGAUUCCAUUCUCACUCUGCUCGUCUUGGAGAGCAUGGGAGGCACUAUCCUUCUCCUCCUAGUAAGCAACACUGGAUUCAAAAAGAAAAACCCAAAGAUGGUCAGAAAGAUAGAGAGACUGUCCGUUCGCCUCAUGUCUCAUCUGGAAGCUCAAGAAUGAGAAGGCCUCGUCUGGAUAGAGAACCAUCACCGGAAGCUCUACCCCAGGAAGCAAUGAAUAGUGCCAUGGGAGAAAUUAGAGAUGUUAUGAUCCAGUAUGCAUCUGUUGUGGAUCCUAAUGAAAGUGCAGCAAGGAAAGAGCGGUUAAGACAAGCUGAAGAAAAAGGCCAGCGAGAAGAAGCGGCGGCACAGAUGGUCAGAGCAGCCAUUGUGGUUCGACAAUCAUCUAACAAGCAUCAUGCUUACUUACAACCAGAUGGUGAAAACCUGUCAACUGAGAAAAUCCCAGCAUCACAACGCCUCGGCCCAAGAAUUCCAGAUUCAUCGACCAAUCUGGUGACAUCCUCUCAACCCCUUAACCCAUCUACCAAAAGAAAGACGGGAUGA
Molecule: messenger RNA, 1164 nt
Organism: Microthlaspi erraticum
Lineage: Eukaryota; Viridiplantae; Streptophyta; Magnoliopsida; Brassicales; Brassicaceae
Source: the annotation of a GenBank genome assembly